Molecule: messenger RNA, 1111 nt
Organism: Durusdinium trenchii
Lineage: Eukaryota; Dinophyceae; Suessiales; Symbiodiniaceae
Source: the annotation of a GenBank genome assembly
AAAGGACAAAAACAAUCCACAUGAUUCUUCCGAAAGAUACGGAUCUCACAUGAUCUGACCAAUUCGGCAAGUCACGUCGACUGCCGGAAGAAGCUCGUAACCAAAGUGCUGUCGAUGACCGUCCAGACAUUGCGAUGACGGAGGACCUUCUACCACCUCUUCGGCCACCUCUUCGCCCGUCGGCCUCGAGCUCUUGUUUCAGCAAGGGGGCCAGCAGUGGCGUGAAGGCCGCGCCCAAGGCGAUGGGCCGCCCCAAGGUACGAGGCUUGGAAGCGAUGAUUGAAGGUUCUUGGAGGAGCCCAUAUCCUUUGAUCAGUUUGGAAACAGACUUGAUCAGAAAAGCGCCGUUGCGUCGAUGCCCUUCGUCCUCGUCUGUCCGUUCGCCGUGCCCCCCCCCCCCCCCCCCCGCGCCGCGGGUCUUUGGUCCGAGCGAUGACGGCGGAGAUGGUGCGGAGCCGGGGAUGUGGGCGGUGCGUCGGUCCGAAGGGCGGUCUGACUCUGCCCCUGGCUACGCCUAAGCACCACAACUGGGACCGGCAUAGUCAUAGGGGUGGUUGACCUGGGGGUCAAUGCAAAGGUAAGUAUGCCAGUCCCAUGGACUGUGUGGGAAGGUUCACCCAACACAUAUCCACUGACUGGGUGGGCCCGUGAAAACGGAGAUCUACACCUGCACGGACACCAUGUCCAGGUUUGUGAGAUCUGGUGCUUCAAUAUCUUUUGGAUGAUUCAUCUUGGGAAGUGACAUGAAGUGAUCAGUUGGCUUCUUGGCUUCUUGACUCACUUGCAGAACCAUCAAUACUGUCCAUCGAGCGCUUCACUCGCGGUAAAGGAGAACUCUGUGGUAUUUCAGCAUGACCACGGCACGGACUGUUGUCACUACUUGGUACUGGCUAGCUGAGCUGUGACAAGUGAACACGACACGAUGUGUCCGUCCAUCCCUUCCUUCGUCCAUUGAUCUCAACUGGGUGUGUUCUGUGGUGAACACACCAAGGUGAACGUGGUGAACACACCACCUGUUGGGUGUUUCGUUGGUCGUCUGGGGUGUACAGUCCGCCCCCCUGUUCGGAAGUUGCUGUCGACCGGCCGGCCGGAGGGGCGAAGAUGGAACACG